AUGUAUGAAUCAUUGCUACAGGGACAGUGUCCGAGCGACAAUUCCUAUUCGGGCUAUCUUAAGGUAGAAGAAGGAAAGAAUAACUGGAUCGAAUAUUGGGUUGCUAUCCGAGAUAACCGCAUCCUGCUUUAUUCCGAUGAAUGUUCGGAGGAGAGUGGCGAGGAAGCGAUAAAAACUAUCGAACUAUCAAGCGAGACACGUUGUGAACUUUUACAACGUAGGAAUUAUCAUUUUCGUUUCAAGUUAGUGCUCGGAGGCAACUCGCUCUACAAGUUAAAAUGCUCUUCAGCGUUUCAUCGACAACAAUGGAUUUCACAAAUCAUGAUAGCAUCUUCAAAGGAUCGAGUUAUAGAGCUGAAUGGGUCUGACGAGCUACGAGAAGGCAAUCACAAACGAACUUUAUCUACAGAAUCUCAACUAAGCUCGGACGCAGAAAGCUUGAAUGAGUCUGAGCUUGAAUCAAGCGGUGCCUUCUCAGACGGUGGUACUACAUCACUAGGGCAACUCAACACACCGGACUCUGAAACAGAAAGCCCAGUGAAAACCACAGAGCGACGAGAAUCCAAAGGUCUUCUCCGUAGGCUUUCGUUCAAAGCUACAACCAGAUUGCGACGAAACAGCAAUUCGUCCCCACGGGGGGAGUUUAGUGACACUGGAACGCCAUCGCCGUCUAGUCCUUCGUUGAGACAGACUGGAAGUCCAAUGAGAGGAAGUCCAAUCGGUUCACCCAAAGUAAAUAAAGGAGGUAUAGAUUUGAAUAAAGUAUUUGUGAAUGCAGCCUUCGUACCCAGCCCGUCAUCUAGUCCUGGCACAGCGAGAAAAACGGAGCCGGAGGAAACGCAACAGAUAGACUUAAUAGAUAUAUCGUGA
This is a messenger RNA of Paramuricea clavata, 870 nucleotides long. NCBI's taxonomy places the organism in Eukaryota, Metazoa, Cnidaria, Anthozoa, Malacalcyonacea, Plexauridae. The record is from the annotation of a GenBank genome assembly.